This is a messenger RNA of Notechis scutatus (mainland tiger snake), 1578 nucleotides long. RefSeq names its product solute carrier family 45 member 2 (gene SLC45A2). Gene Ontology annotation, cellular component: membrane. The record is from RefSeq and is a predicted model, not a curated record. Gene Ontology annotation, molecular function: sucrose:proton symporter activity. Lineage: Eukaryota; Metazoa; Chordata; Lepidosauria; Squamata; Elapidae.
AUGGGACCCCUCAGCCGGAAAGAAGAAAUCGUGUUUAAGCCCUUCCUGGGGAGAGAUCCUUUUAAGCCAGUGAAGCCCUCCAAGAAGGGAACCGGCCAGUUGAUUAUGCACAGCACGAUCAUGUUUGGCCGUGAGUUCUGCUACGCCGUCGAAGCUGCCUUUGUCACCCCCGUGUUGCUCACCGUGGGGCUCCCCAAAAGCCUUUAUAGCUUCGUAUGGCUGAUCAGUCCCAUCCUAGGAUUUCUGCUGCAGCCGGUGGUGGGUUCGUUCAGCGACCGCUGCACUUCCAGGUGGGGCAAGAGGAGACCUUUUAUCUUGAUCCUUGGCCUUCUGAUGCUCCUGGGUAUGGCUUUGUACCUGAAUGGGGAUGCCGUCAUCUCAGUUCUGGUUGUUGAUCGAGGCACUUGGAAGACGUGGGCUAUCAUUAUUACCAUGCUGGGAGUCGUGUUGUUUGAUUUUGCUGCUGAUUUUAUUGAUGGUCCCAUUAAGGCAUAUUUAUUUGAUGUCUGCACUCACCAGGACAAGCAAAAGGGGCUCCAUUAUCACGCGCUCCUGACAGGUCUAGGAGGGGCUCUGGGAUACCUGACGGGGGCCAUUGAUUGGGGAUCAACCAUUUUGGGAAAAUAUUUGGGGUCAGAAUUCCACGUGAUAUUCUUUUUUGGUGUCCUUGUGUUCCUGCUCUGUCUUGUGGUGCACUUGUGCAGCAUCCCUGAAGCGCCUCUUGUCGACACCAGUGGCGAGACUAAAGUCCUGGUGAAAAAUUCUCAGCCUGAUCAAUAUGGGGCCAUAGAAAGUGUCAAGAACAACAGUGAAUGCAGUGAAAUGCGGAUUUCACCCAAAGAGGAGAAACUCACCACAAAAGCAGACAGUCAGGUUCAAAGACAGAUAACCAUUAUGUCUCUCCUAGAAGCUCUUUUAAACAUGCCACCCCACUACCGCAGCUUAUGUCUCAGUCACUUGAUGGGAUGGACAGCUUUCCUUUCCAACAUGCUCUUCUUCACUGAUUUUAUGGGACAGAUAGUGUUUGAAGGUGAUCCUUACGCCCCUCACAACUCCACUGCUUAUCUGACCUAUAAAAGAGGCGUAGAGAUCGGAUGUUGGGGAUUAUGCAUCAAUGCCAUUUCUUCUUCAGUCUAUUCUUAUGUUCAAAGAGCUCUGCUACCCUUCCUAGGGUUAAAAGGACUCUAUUUUGUCGGUUACCUUCUUUUUGGACUAGGCACUGGAUUUAUUGGGCUGUUUCCCAAAGUCCUUCCUACUCUGACUCUGUGCUCUCUGUUUGGCGUCAUGUCCAGCACACUGUACACGAUACCAUUCAACCUUGUUGCUAAUUACCACAAGGAGGAAUUGAAUCAGAAACACGAUGAAGCUGCGGACUCCAGCCGAGGAAAGGGUAUUGACUGUGCUGCUUUGACCUGUAUGGUCCAACUGGCCCAAAUCAUCGUUGGGGUGGGCCUAGGUCUCCUGGUCAGCGCUGUCGGCAGUGUGGUGGUGGUAGUGAUCUCUGCCUCUGCUGUUGCCUUGCUGGGUUCCUGCUUUGUAGCCUUGUUUGUUCGGUACAUUGAUGAAAGCAAUAAAUAG